AUGGCUGCGGAAAUUCGCCAUCAUCUAGCAAAUGCCUCUUCAUCAAGGAAAAAUACAUUAAGGUACAACGAUAAUGCAUUAUCUCAGCAAAUCCCUGAGGAAUUCAGUAGAAAACGUGAAAGAAACCAAGACGAAUCGCAUCUGUUUUCGCACCCAUCUAGCUCACUGGAACGAACGAAAUUUCCUCGUUACAGUUCAUCGAUUGAGGAUAUAGAUGUUAUUGAUCUUGCUUCAGAGGAAGAUGAUGCUGAGGACAUAUUAAGAACAUGGCAAGCGGAUUCGUCACCGCCGAUGAGAAGCAAACCUGUAUCAAUGGAGCAAGAGGUAAUAUGUAGCUCUCCUGAAGUUGGUUCAAGAGCUUUCGGGGAAUCAAGUCUACCAUCCUCAAUUACAUCUCCUUCGGACCACGGGUUCGUCGCUGCUACAAGUGCUAAUUCACCCUCACCUCUUUUACGAGAUGAACCGGGUCAGGGAGAUGCGGCAGAGGAGAAGAAAGACACUGUUCCUCUUAGGCUGAAUGAUAAUAUUUCUACGACGACAGCACAACCACUGUUCAUUUCAGACACACCACGGAAAACAGACAGCAACUUCCAACUUUCCUCUAUAGUUGACGAAAUGAAGGACCGGGUGCAGAACAAUAAAUCACCUGGUGUCCGAGCAUCCAGUCUGAACAAUGUAAGCCCGAACUUACAUGCGAUAGACGAGGCCUCUGCAAUCGUUAUAUCUGAUUCAGAUGAGUCUGAUGGGCAAGAUUGGCGUGACGAAUUCGAAAUGGAAACUCAUAGUGCACCAGAAAUCCUUUCCCACCGGACCUUGCCCUCCCCUCAAGUUCAACAAAAGCCUCUCGUUCUUAAUCAACUCCCCGCAUCUUUCCAACCACAGGAUUCCAAUUCGUUUUAUUAUUACAAAAGCGUCCAUGCUCCUGAGAGCGUGAAUCAGAAUUUUAUUUCUGGUAAUGGCACGGCAGACAACCCUAUAUCUCUUAGUGAUGAAGAUGAGAAUGAGAUUGAGAAUGUCGGGAAUUACAUACAAUAUCUGCAUGAUUACACAUGGCAAACGGAUAACAAGCAGCAACCAAUGUCUGAAGAGGAAUAUCUUCGUUUAAUGCCCUCCUAUGCCAGUGCUCGUGUAAAAACCCAAUAUCCGACAGACUUUGGCGGUGCUGUGAACGAACAAUUGAAAAAGGAUCUUGAAAACCUAUUCAACGGAUUGGAAGAGCAGCCCAUUUCCGAUCCCGCAUCUCGAGUCGGUACACCUCAUGGCCUUGUUCCUACGCUGAUGGAACAUCAGAAAGAAGGGUUCAUGUGGAUGAAAAAAAUGGAAGAAAGUCCAAAACUCGGUGGUAUACUUGCUGAUGAUAUGGGUCUCGGAAAGACAGUACAAACAUUAGCCUUACUGGUUGCUAAUGUUUCUGAAGAUCCAAAAUAUAAGACAAAUCUUAUUGUUGCCCCAGUAGCUUUAUUGCGACAAUGGGAAAAAGAAAUUCGAACAAAAGUUGCUCCUGAAAUGGGAUUUCGGACGUACAUUCACCACGGUCUGCUAAAAAAACAUAAAUCAUUUGAGGAACUAAGGAAUUACGAUGUCGUUCUCACAACAUAUAAUACAAUUGCAUAUGAGUACAAAACGCACCAAGCAAUACUUGAAGCAAAUGAGGAAGGUAGUACUAUGAUUCAUGAGGCACAACUUCCCAUUCUAUAUGGCGAUUGGUACCGUGUUAUUCUCGAUGAGGCACAGAUGAUCAAGAAUCGCAACACAUUGACUGCCAAGGGCUGCUGCCUCAUAGAAUCAAAGUAUCGCUGGUGCCUCAGUGGCACACCCAUGCAAAAUUCAAUUGAUGAAUUUCACAGUCUGCUAAAAUUCCUGCGGAUAAAACCGUACUGCGAUUGGGAAAUCUUUUGUCGGGACAUUUCUGUCCCCUUAAAACAUGAGGUAGGUUCAUCUGAUACACGCGCUAUGAAUCGUUUAAGAGCUCUUAUUAAGGCUGUGUUACUUCGGAGGACAAAGAAUACAAAAAUAGACGGUAAACCUAUACUUACUUUGCCUAAAAAAACUCUUAAUGUCCAGGAAGCUGCCUUGUCUCCUCCGGAAAAAGAAUUUUAUUCUGCUCUGCAAACAGGUGCGCAAAUUCAAAUGAGAAAGUUUAUGAAGGAAGGCACCGUAGUAUCACAUUAUGGUAGCAUUCUAGUUCUUCUUCUUCGUUUGAGACAGGCGUGCUGUCACCCUUGGUUAGUUGUGGCUCGUGAAGCUACAGCAGAUGAUAACGAUGGGUUUCGGCGUGAAAAACUUGCUCUUUUCAAACAGCUCCCAAAAAGUGUUGUUGAGGGAAUCAAACAACUAGAAUCGUACCAAUGUCCAGAAUGCUUAGAUUCCGUGAUGGAUAUUCAAAUUCUAAUUCCUUGUGGUCACUUGAUAUGCCGAGAGUGCUUGGCCAAACAUGCUGAUAAAAUGAAUGCUGGGGAAAAUGGUGAUCUUCUAUCAAUGUUCCCAAAAUGCUCUAUUUGUCUUGAAUACAUUAACACUGAUAAUGUAUUAAGUGUUGAGCUGUUUCGAUCUUUUGCAGGUUGUUCGUCUUUAAUGACCAGCAACAAUACAUUUGACUUAAAAAACGUCAGUUCAAUUUUGCCAUCAAGUUUCACAAACAUUCUUGAGAAUAGGGAAAUUGGAAUGUCGAUAUUUACAAAUCCAACACAAUGGGUAACUUCCACAAAAAUUGAAAAGGCUCUGGAAAUCAUAAACGACAUUCACAAGAAGCAUCCUAGUGACAAGGUUUUGCUAUUCUCACAAUUUGUUCCCUUUUUAGAACUGUUUAUGGUUCCAUUAACUCAAAAAGGCCUGAAGUUUAUCGCUUAUAACGGCGGUAUGAAUGCCGCUCAAAGAAACGAUGCGUUGACUGCUUUUGAAACUGAUCCAGAUGCCAUCGUCCUCUUAAUUUCAUUAAAAGCAGGAAAUGUUGGACUCAAUCUGACCUGUGCGAACCAUGUUAUCGUUUUAGACCCUUUUUGGAAUCCAUUCGUCGAAGAUCAAGCCAUUGAUCGUGCUCACAGAAUUGGUCAAACAAAAGAUAUCACCGUUCACCGAGUCAUAGUUGGUGAGACAAUUGAAGAACGUGUGGUUGCUUUGCAAAAUAAAAAAAGAGAACUGAUCAAUGGCGCCAUGGGAGAAGAGGGUCUCCGCAACAUAUCUCGCCUUAAUACGAAAGAGCUGGCAUUCUUGUUUGGAAUGGAUCAGUCACCGAAUCAAAGUAUUUGA
This is a messenger RNA of Schizosaccharomyces japonicus yFS275, 3249 nucleotides long. Its product is annotated as ATP-dependent DNA helicase. The transcript is spliced from 2 exons. Lineage: Eukaryota; Fungi; Ascomycota; Schizosaccharomycetes; Schizosaccharomycetales; Schizosaccharomycetaceae. The coding region runs from base 1 to 3249 and encodes 1082 amino acids. Gene Ontology annotation, molecular function: nucleotide binding; catalytic activity; ATP binding. The record is from RefSeq and is a predicted model, not a curated record.